AAACCACGCCUCCUGCUUCUCACACUCUUCUCUAACCUCCACCAUCAUCAAUGGCAACCUCAUUUUCAUGUUUCCGUACCACCCCAAUCCUCUGCUCUGCUUCUUCUAACCACCGGAAUCCCGACCCGACCCGUGGAAAGCCUUCCUCAUCUUCCAGCUGGUGGACCCCUCUCUUCGGCUGGUCCUCCGAUCCCGACUACAUUAACAACUCCAUCACCACCGAAGACGUUGCGAAACGUUCUGAGUCCGAAACAGGACGGACCAGAUCUCGGUUUACUCGGGGGUGUUUCACUGAGGAGAAGGCCAAAGAGCUUCGGAGGAAGACAUUGGAGACCUACUCCUUCCACGACAUUAUGUACCACUCGGCGAUCGCUUCUCGGCUCGCUUCCGAUGUCUCGGACCCAAUCGAUCGUUGAGUUUAGUUUCGUUUCGUUUCGCCGGAGUUCUAAUAAGCCCUUUUGCUGGCCGGUCCGGUAGGUUUUUAUCUGGUAAUUUGUGGGUUAAGGACGGGUCAGUUUAUUGUCCUUUUCCUUGGCAAUCAAUCUGUCGACUUGGAAAUUUGGAUCUGUGUUCACUUUUUCUGCAUUAUUGUUUGGUGGUUGCGAACACUAAUUUUAUGUGUACGUUUGAUUUAUGAUCUGUGUAUCGAUCCAUGUUUUAUUAUCUGUGAAUCGAUUA
This is a messenger RNA of Ilex paraguariensis (yerba mate), 678 nucleotides long. The record is from the annotation of a GenBank genome assembly. Lineage: Eukaryota; Viridiplantae; Streptophyta; Magnoliopsida; Aquifoliales; Aquifoliaceae.